Hyaloscypha bicolor E is the source of this 1557-nucleotide messenger RNA. Its product is annotated as carbohydrate esterase family 8 protein. Bases 326 to 1498 code for a protein of 390 amino acids. The record is from RefSeq and is a predicted model, not a curated record. The transcript has 6 exons. Gene Ontology annotation, biological process: cell wall modification. Gene Ontology annotation, molecular function: pectinesterase activity. Lineage: Eukaryota; Fungi; Ascomycota; Leotiomycetes; Helotiales; Hyaloscyphaceae.
GUGGGAGCGAUCUUCCUAAUGUCGUGGUUGGAUUGGAGCUCUUGGUCGGGGACCAGGACAUGGGGAUUUAAAUCCUGGGAAUAUUGGAGAGAUGGUAUGGAUUGGCAUUUUUCCGACGAUGUGGAUGGAAAGGGGUAGAUAUGAAGUCAUGAAUUUCCUCGAUUUUUUUCUUUCCCCUCGUUGUGCUUGGGCUCUUUUAAUCUGCUGUCUUUCUUGAAGCCGCUGAUGUGACACUGAGCUCCUCGAAAAGAUCAGUGUGGAGCCUCUCAAUUUGCGUCAAUUCGUCAUCUCACUUUGAAAUUCACUGGAGCUUACGAAAAUCGGAAUGACUCGCAAUCUCUCCUUUCCAAUUCUGCUCCUAUUCUUAGCAACGUUUUUAUCUCUAGUCUCAGGCUGGGAUAUCAAUAGUCAGAAUGAUCGACAUAGUUGCCAGGCAUACUCCAGAGAUCCACUGGAGGGAUGUGACCGUAAACGGACAGUUUACGUGGAUGUUGUGAGCAGCGAUUCAAAAUAUAAGACCGUGCAGUCAGCUGUGGCAUCAUUACCCAACAAUACUGAUACCUACAUAAUUUUAAUUGCUUCCGGGAACUACACCGAACAAGUAAAUGUCACCCGCCGCGGGCCCACCUACCUCAUCGGCCAAACCGCCCACCCAACCUCCCAGUCUCACAACACAGUAAACAUAAUAUGGGCCGCCAUUGCCGUGCCCGGCCUCGACAACGCCUUCACCAGCACCUUGACCGUAGCCCCGAAUCUGAACGCUUCCCUGACAGGCAGCGGACCCACAGGCUUUGCUGUGCCGUCUGGGACACCGUUCGGAUGUGUGGAUUUCAGGACUUAUAAUUUGAACUUUGUUAACAAUUUUGCGCCUUAUUCGGAUGACCCCUCGUUGGCAUUGAGUAUCAGUUAUGCCAAUGGAGGAUUUUAUUACACCGGUUUCUAUAGUUACCAAGAUACAGUUUAUGUUGGCAAGCUCGGAAACGCAUACAUAAAGAACAGCGAGGUAGCCGGACAAACCGACUUCUUCUAUGGUUUUGGCACCGCUUGGGUUGAAUCCACCUCCAUCUCCCUGCGCUCCUGCGGAGGUGGCAUAACAGCUUGGAAAGGCACCAAUACCUCCUUCCCCAAUGCCUACGGAAUCUACAUUGUCGAUUCCAACGUCCACGCCGCCAACUCCUCCCUAAACAUCACCGGAAAGUGCGCUCUAGGUCGCCCUUGGAACGCUCAGAUGCGUUCGAUCUUCGCCUACACGUACUUGGACAAGAGCAUUCUGAGCACGGGUUAUAUUGAUUGGAAUCCCGCGAGAUACAAUAAUUAUACGCUGCAGGCGGAGUAUAGGGAUUACGGACCCGGAUAUAAUGUUACGGGCAGGGAGGCGGCGAAGUUUGACGUGCAGUUGACCCCGGAGGAGUGGGCGCAGUAUAGUAGUCCGCAGAAGGUUUUCCAGUAUCCGGAUGGGAGAUUCGGGAAUACUGCGUGGAUUGAUUGGAGUGUUUGAUCAGAUUUAGAGAAGAUGGGUGCUUUAGUUGUUUAAUCGAAAGAAAUUGAGAUCAUGCC